GGCGGGGGGGCGUGUAGGUGGACCGCACGCCUUAGUAGAGCUCCUGCAGGCCAGUGUGAGAUUCACGACUUUCUACCCAGAAAGCAUUCAUGCAGCUGCAUGCAGACUUGGCUCCGGAUUGCAAAGGAUUCAGGGAGAGGAGCCCGUUUGCAUUCCACCGCAGGUGCAAGACGAUGGAGGUGAAAUCAGAACACCAGGACGAAGACAUUGCAUUCGGCAACACUGACGCUAACGGCAAACGCCCGGCUGAGGACAUGGACAUGGAAGAGCAUGCCUUCAAACGUUCUCGCAACGCAGAUGAGAUGGUGGAGCUGCGGGUGCUGCUGCAGAGCAAAAAUGCUGGCGCCGUCAUCGGAAAGGGAGGCAAGAACAUAAAAGCCCUACGCACAGACUACAAUGCCAGUGUAUCAGUCCCAGACAGCAGUGGCCCAGAGCGAAUCCUGAGUGUGAACGCCGGCAUCGACACCAUCGGAGACAUCCUGCUGAAAAUCAUCCCAACUCUAGAGGAGUACCAGCAUUACAGCGGGAUUGAUUUUGACUCGGAGCUUCGCCUGCUGAUCCAUCAGAGCUUGGCAGGGGGCAUCAUCGGGGUAAAAGGUGCCAAGAUAAAGGAGCUGAGAGAGAACACCCAGACCACUAUCAAGCUGUUCCAGGAGUGUUGCCCGCACUCCACCGACAGGGUGGUGUUGGUGGGAGGAAAGCCGGAGCGCAUCAUUGAAUGUAUAAAGGUCAUCCUGGAGCUGGUGUCAGAGGCGCCCAUCAAAGGGCGGGCUCAGCCGUACGACCCCAACUUCUACGACGAGACGUACGACUACGGCGGCUUCACCGCGCUGUUCGAGGAGCGAGGCAGGCGGCCCGUCGCCGGCUUCGCCGUCCGCGUGCGCGGCGGCGGCUUCGAGCGCCUGCCCCCCCUGCGCGGAAACAGACCCAUGCCGCCCUCCAGGAGGGACUACGACGACAUAAGCCCCCGCCGCGGCCCCCCGCCACCGCCGCCGCUGAGCAGAGGCGGACGAGGGGGGAGCCGGGCGCGUAACCUGCCUCUGCCCCCGCACCGACGCGAGGAGGGUGAGGGCGACGGGUUCUCACACGGCAGCUAUCGUGGCGGCAUGGACGACAGGCCGAGUGACAGAAGGGGCCGAGGAGGAGAUCGCUACGACAGCCUGAGUGGAGGUGGAUAUGACAACAAUUCUUCUUCCUGGGAGCGCUUUCAGUCCGGUGGCCGAGGCUCGUACGGCGACAUUGGAGGCCCAGUCGUCACGACACAAGUCACCAUCCCGAAAGAUCUGGCCGGCUCCAUCAUCGGUAAGGGCGGCCAGAGGAUCAAGCAGAUCCGCCACGAGUCCGGGGCGUCCAUCAAGAUAGACGAACCACUAGAGGGCUCCGAGGACCGCAUCAUCACCAUCACAGGAACACAGGACCAGAUCCAGAACGCCCAGUACCUGCUGCAGAACAGUGUGAGGCAGUACUCUGGUCGCUUCUUCUGAGAAGAGGGAUGAGAAGAGUGAAGCCAUGCUGCCACACUGUUUCCUACUUUUCAGAGCAGACAUUCCUCUGCUUGGCCUCCUUCCCGGGCGACUACUCUCUCUCACUCUCACACACACACACACACACACACACACACACACCCAACGCCAUCGAAAGAAACCACAACAGAGAAAGCCUACGCUGUCAAGCAGCCAACACGUCUCUGUACCGGUGUCAUUAUUUUGAAUUUGAUUCCUGUGCCGUCAUUGGAGUAAAGUCAUCUGUGUGAUAACUUUUUUUUGGUGUUGUGGGCUGCCGCCCCCCCCCCACACGCACACCACUCGAGCCCUUAUCUCCCAUUUCAGUACAGCAUGCAGAAUGUAAUCUUUUUUUCUACGGAACAUUAUGUGAGAUUUGUUUGUCUUAUUUACCCCCUCCAGCGCUUACUCACUCGUGUCUGAAUCAACAUGCAUGUUUUCAGACCGUUUAUUUUACAACUUCCUGUAUCUUUUUCCACUCAUAAAUAAAGUGCUUUCUGGUAGGUUCUUUUUAAAGGCGUCGUCAAACAUUUUCGUUUAUUCUCAUUCUGGCGUAGAUUUAGAGUGCGCGCUCGUGUGUGUGCGUGGGUGUGUGUAUGUGUGUGAUGGAUAUAGUUCAAGGAGCCAGGCGAGCCGUUUCUGUUUCCCGAAAUGACAUUUUAUUUCUGCUCUCAGUUUGGAUGAAUGUGCCAGUGUGAUUGCAGUAAGACAAAAUAUCUUUGUUUCUGCAAAGAAUGAAGCUGGCUAAAACAUGUGUGUAUAUAUUUGCUUAGCAACAGUCAUUUCAGAAGUGGUUCGGUUAGAUAGGCCCUGAUUACUUACUACUCUAUUCUCUUGGCAGGAUAUGGCGCCAUAAAACCGGUUUGUGUGGUUUCUCUUCUUGUCUUAUUUGUUUUCCGUCACACUCAACAGGCUGCAUUGCAACUCAAACAUCCACCCUGUUUGAUCGAAUUAUUCUUGCAGAAGUGUUUCUAAUAUUGAAAAUUGAUUUGAAGUUAUUUUAUUUGGGGGGGGGGGGGGGGAACCCCUAACUGCAGAUGUUUGAUAUGGGGAACCUUGAGUUUUGUGUCUGCUCACAUCUGUAUCUCAUAUCUCUAGUAGCCUACAGUUUACUAAAUAAAGUGGUUUGCCACAGCUCAUCAAAGA
Molecule: messenger RNA, 2648 nt
Organism: Gasterosteus aculeatus aculeatus (three-spined stickleback)
Lineage: Eukaryota; Metazoa; Chordata; Actinopteri; Perciformes; Gasterosteidae
Source: RefSeq, a predicted model, not a curated record